Elgaria multicarinata webbii is the source of this 3288-nucleotide messenger RNA. Its product is annotated as zinc finger protein 154-like. Bases 158 to 1774 code for a protein of 538 amino acids. The transcript has 6 exons. NCBI's taxonomy places the organism in Eukaryota, Metazoa, Chordata, Lepidosauria, Squamata, Anguidae. Gene Ontology annotation, molecular function: DNA-binding transcription factor activity, RNA polymerase II-specific; RNA polymerase II cis-regulatory region sequence-specific DNA binding. The record is from RefSeq and is a predicted model, not a curated record. Gene Ontology annotation, biological process: regulation of transcription by RNA polymerase II.
UUGCCUUUUUAUUUUUUGCAUUAUUACAUUUUGGGAGAAGAUCAAGGCUGAUUGAUCCCUGGAGGUGAGAAAGUCCUUUUCUCUAUCCAGAUGAGCCAAGGAGAUCCUUUAGCUCUGAGGUUCCCUUCAGAGGUUACGCUGGAACAGGGCGUACAAAAUGGAUGAGCAAAACUCAGCAUCUCCUGAAACAAUGAAUGGAGCAGGAGAAGGAAGUCCAGUAUCCCAUGCUGGGAUGAGCAGAGGAUUCUGGGGGCCUGUGACCUUUGAAGAGGUGGCCGUGUAUUUCACUGAGGAGGAAUGGAUUCUGAUGGACCCAGGCCAGAGGGCUCUCUACCGAGAAGUCAUGGCAGAGAAUUAUGGGAUCGUGGCCUCUCUGGUCCAGGAGCUGCAGGCAGGAAUAAAUAUGGAGGAAGGGGAACCGGCACCAGCUCACGAACUCAGGGAGAGAAUGGAGAGAGAAGGAAAAGGCUGUCCUGCUGUCCGACUUGGGAUCGACAACGUGGUUCUGAACGGGUCGGGUCGGCCACAGGCUGAGGAAAAUCCAGCUGUUGGGUUGCAACGGGAAUGGGAAGAUCAGUUCCUGUCCUUCCUGAAGAUGGCGGCCCCUCACGUGGGAGAGACAAGCCCUCCGCCUUCCGUGGAGUACGAUAUGAAGGACUUCCAGACCUCGUUGAAGGGGGUCGCUCCUCUCGGUCAGUGGCCUGGUGGAGAGGGUGUGAACCCAACUCUGCCAGGCCUCAACAGUGAAACCCAGGGCAACCUGGCUAAUUUUGUGAACGUGAAGGAAGAAAUUUUGGCUGAAGAGGACAGCGUCGGCGUGGCAACGCAAGAGAGACCAGGAGAAAAAGUCUGGGGGCCUGCGGCGGAGGUCAAGUCCCCCAUUCCAGAGCAGGAUCUGUCGGACGCGGUGAAGAUGCACCUCUCUGCGGAGGCCAAGCAAGAGGGGGACUUCCUGGGAAAUAGUAACCAAGCGCUGGAGUACAAGGAGGUCUUUUGGCCAGAAAGACCCGAGCAAAGGAGAAUCGGUACAAGAUCGCAGGAAAAAGCCGCUGGGGAAUGUUUUCAGAGCCUCCUAGCGGAGGAGGCUCCUAGAGUGAAGCAGGAGGUAGAAACCCCGCAGGAGAGUAAACCUGAACUAGCGUUGCUUUGCGAGGAAGGGGCUACAAAGGUACACAGGUGGACUUUCCACGGGGGACUCUUGAGCAGCUAUGAAAGAAGGGAGGGAGGCCCAGAAGGUGCGAGAAGCCCCGAGGUUGCGGAGAAUCGGAGCACACAAACGACGGGAGGGAAAACCUACAAGUGCUCCUACUGCGGCAAGUGUUUCGACGAGAGCUUGGACUUGGUGGCCCACGAGAGAGCCCACAUCGGGGAGAAGAUCUACCAGUGCUCGCAUUGCGAGAAGCGCUUCUCCCACCGCAUCGACCUCCUGACGCACAAGAAAAACCACCAGGGCGAGAAGCCGCACCGGUGCGAUCCGGAUUGCGGCAAGUGCUUCCGCCAGAGGGCUUUCCCGGCGGCGCACCGGAGAGCCCACCCCAGAGAGCAGGCCUGCCAGUGCUCUGUGUGCGGGGAACGCUUCAGUUGGAGGUCGAACCUUAUUAGACACCGGAGAACCCACACGGGCGAGAAGCCCUACCGGUGUUCCGAGUGCGGGAAAAGCUACACGCGGAAAACGGCCCUGGAAAGACACAAGCGAAUCCACAUGGGGGAGAGGCCCUGUGAGGGCGAGGGCCCAAGCGUGGGCCAAGCUUCCGUCUGGGUUCUCCUCGUAUGAUAGGGGUUGACAACGGAGGGGGGAAUUGUUAUUGGUGUUUAUGCUGUGGGCAUAGCUUCUCAGCCAAAGAUCAGGUUUCGUUAAACGUUGGACGAAGCUGUAAUAAACGCCCCCACAGCAUGGAAACCACGUUUCCUCAGUGCUCUGCCUUUUUCCUCCCGUAACAAAAUGCAUUCAGGAGAGGGACCGUCAACGUGUUCAAACUGCGGCAAAAACUUCAGCCUGCAAGUAUGUUUUUGAAUUGCGCACAAGAAAACUCCGCAUAGGAGAGAAUCUCUGUAAAAUGAUCCAUACAUGGGAAAACUUUCUGGAGAGUAUAAAAUCGUGGCAAAUGCUCAGAUCGUAUGCUUGGCUUACCAAUUAAGCAGGGAUGAGAUAGAAGCAUGAACUGUACCAUUUCAGAUUGCAGGUGCAGCAUGCCACUUUUAAAAACUCCCAAACUUAUUUUUUUUAAAACUUAACAUUUUUAAACACUUUAAAAUGUUGUUUUUCAAUCUACCUGCAAGUAGAAAUCUAGGAACAUCAAGGGAGAAAAGUUCUAGCCCUGCUUGCUCCCUGUUGUGCUAGUUUUCUGCUUGGAGGGAUUUGUUCACUUGAGGGAGCAUUUAAAAGUUGCCUACAGUUUGAAGUGAUAAUGUCCAUGCCGCCAUCUUGUUACAAGAAACCUAGUUUGUACCUUCUGAUGCUGAGCCUCUAAAAAUGGAUAAUCAUCUGAAAAUCCACACUGGAUUCAGGAAAUUGGGGAGUCAAUUGAAGGAUAGCCCUGGGAGGUUGUUUUUGACGUAAUAAUGAAAUCUCCCAUUGGAGCUCAGAGUCUCAUGUGAGAAACUGCCUAUGAAAAUUUGAGAUGUUGAUAAAACUGUUCAGAGCAGGACAGGGCCCAGUGACCAGCCAUUAUUAUGAACAAUUGUUUGGAUGAUGCGUGAGGGGAAAACGAGUGGCAACUCUUGCGGGGUGCAGGAUAGCCCUGUGCGCUUCACAAAUAGGUACGCAUGUGAAGAUGUACGGAAAUUUCAUUUUUACUCACAGUACAUGCGAGCAUGCUCUGUUCGAAGCCCUGAAUGUGAGUGUGAGCACGCUGCGGCUGGAAAUAUUCACAAAUUGACAGACACGUGCUCACGUUCGAUUAGCACAAUUUUCCUCAUUCGAUUUUGCACGCAUUUCCCGCCGUAAACUGAAAACCCCUUUUUUUAGUCUAUAGAGGAAAGUUCUGUCAAUACGGGGGGCAUUUGCGCAGAUUUCAUGUCGGAUCGCUGCUUGAUUUGCGCAAUUUUUCCAUUCGUGCAGAGCAAGCGGCGAUCGUAAGCACUGACAGGAAUCGGGCAUCAGACAAGCGCUGAGACAAUGUUUGGAAAAUUCUAGCGAUUUCAAACAUCUCUCACCCAUUUCCAUGCACCUGUUCCCCCUCUGCCCUGCAAUGACUGUACUACCUUAAAGACCCUCAUAAAGGUGCAUAGAAGCCUGUGAUAGAAAGUAGAUAUUUUUAAAGUUUGCCUUAAACCCCCCCCAAAAAA